Molecule: messenger RNA, 3780 nt
Organism: Mucor velutinosus
Lineage: Eukaryota; Fungi; Mucoromycota; Mucoromycetes; Mucorales; Mucoraceae
Gene: DML1
Product: mtDNA inheritance, partitioning of the mitochondrial organelle
Exons: 8
Coding region: 1-3780 (1259 amino acids)
Biological process (GO): GTP biosynthetic process; CTP biosynthetic process; UTP biosynthetic process
Molecular function (GO): nucleoside diphosphate kinase activity
Source: RefSeq, a predicted model, not a curated record
AUGUCAACAUUGGAGCACGAAAUGAUACCCGCUACAGCAGCAUCAGAGGAUAUUCCAUCUACGGCUGUAGCUUUAGAGCAAGAGCAUGAAAAAGUUCAUCAAGAUGAAACACCUGUAAGCAGCAUCACCAAGAAUGAUGCUCGAGCAGAAUCACCCAGCAGAACAUUAGCUUUGAUUAAGCCUGAUGCCAUGCAAGCCGCACACAAAGACGAAAUCAUUGAAAAGAUCAAGGAGAACGGAUUUCGCAUUGUCCAGGAACAACAGAUUCAACUUUCCAAAGAGAAAGUAGGCUUAUUCUACAAGGAGCAUGAAGAGAAACCAUUCUAUCAGGAUCUUACAAAUUGGAUGAGCAGCUCACCCAUCUAUGCGUUGGUUUUGGAGAAGCAAGAUGCCGUUCAAGCUUGGAGACAUCUCAUGGGGCCUACAAACUCAAACAAAGCAAGAGAUGUCGAGCCCAACAGUAUUCGUGCGCUUUUUGGUACAGAUGGAUCGCACAAUGCGACUCAUGGCAGUGAUAGUCAAGCAAGUGCAGAGCGCGAAAUUGCACUUAUUUUUGGAAAUGACAAGCCCCAUGUAGUAGAGGUGCAAGGUUUAAAAGAUGAGUUUGAGACCCAGGAUGUAUGCAAACCUGAUGCAGUUGACGAAAGCAAUGAGCAACAUCCCGAGGUUACCAAGGAGCCAGAAGCUAUUGCUACAACUGCUAAAGUGGAUGAUUUGGACACAAGGCAUGCUACUGUUGACCAUGAGGCAGACGAGGUGGAGCCUACUGUGGACACCAAACAUCUCCAUACUGCUGAUUUAGUCACGUCGCAAGAUAAUGUCACUGAUUUGUCUCAAAAAGAAGAUGAAACCAUCAAUCCGGCCCCUGAAGACAUGAAGAAAGAUGAAACUACAGAAAUUCGUGUGGCUGCUGAUGCUGAGGAAGAAGAGGCCGCUGUUGUUGUUGAUGCUGAGGAAGAGGGGGCCGCUGUUGUUGCUGAUCCAGUUGUUGUCAGUUUAGAUGCCAAGCUCGAUCUUUCUCUUGAGGAUACCAUUGCUGCCACCACUGCCGACAAAGAUGAUAAUGCUUCAAAGGAAGAACAAGUAGUCAAAGCCACCUUUGCUGAUGACAAUGUUCCUGACACCAAAGAAGCUCCCGCUGCUGAAGUCUCAAAUGCUAACGAAGCCCCUGUUACUAAUGCUUUAAAUGCUGAAGAAAUUUCCCAAGUGGGUGCCAUUGCUACUGUCACUGUUGAAGCUUCUACCACCGAUGCCAAUGACAUUGCUCCUGAUACCACCAAAGAUACAAAAGAAACUGACAAGCCUGAUACCACAUUUAUUGCUAAUAAUACCAAAGAAGAUGCACAUUUCGAGGAGAAGAAGGAUACCAAGCAAAUUGAAAAGGAACCCGUUUUGGAGAAACAAGAUGUCAAGUUACAGCCUGAAACGGUGACCAUUGAAGCUGAAAUUGUUGCUGAAAACGAUACUGACGAGGAUCAUGCCGAAGCACAAGCAAAUGCCGAAGAACAGCAAGAGAUUGAGGCCAUUAUCCACGUAGAGGAAGCCAAGGUUGAUGCAGUUUUGGAGCCUGUUGCCAGUGCCCCUGUUGCCAUGGAAACCUUAGAGACUGAACCUACUGCUGUUACCUUGGAAGCAGAAGAAGAGAAGGAGCUUUUGAAUGCGGAGCAAGGCAAGAAGCAAGAAGAACCUGUUGCUGUAGCUAUUCAUGCAGAUAUUGUUACAGCUGAUGCGCAAGACAAUGACGACGACGCUAAUCAGCAUCAACAACACGGUGUCACUUCUGGUGAGGUAUUUGCUCAGGAAAACGAGACACAACAAACAAAUGUCAUUGUUGUCGCUCAUGAUGAUGUCGAUGCAGACAAACCCUUGGACACACCAAAGGAAAAGAACAUGACAGAAGAUCACCAAAAUGUCAAAUCGAAUGAAUCUGUCACUCAAGAAAAGGAGGGCGAUCUCAUCUCAACCACUCCCACUACAACAACGACAGCCACUGCUACUACCACUGAUACUGACGCUAACAUUCUAUCCAGCGGCAAUAGCAGUGAUUCGUCCAAGAAUUCUAGUGUAACAGCAGACAAGAGCCAAGUCAAGGAGAACAUCAAGGAGACACAUGUCAACAAGAAGCAACCUAAACUUAAAGCCCCUGCUGCUGCUGGUGCUUCAUCUGUCGGCCAUCCUCGUAGUGCCGCCAUAGCUACUACAACAACAACUGCAGAUAAGAAGAAGGCGACUAGUACAGGUUUGAGAAAGCCUACAUCCACAUUAAAGAAGAAGACUGCCGCCACAAGUAGCAGCGGAGCAGAUGCCGAAGACGAAAAGGACAAACCCAAACCUAAAACAAGAGUGCCUAGAGUGGCUUUACUUUCUCAACAAACUAAAAAGAAGCCAGUAACUCAAGAUGAUGCUUCUGCCAACACGGAAAUCAAGACAAAGAAGGCAGCUGUGAGCACUCGAUCAUUGGUCUCUCGAUUGACAGCACCUACUGCAGCCAGUGCACGUAAAAAGACAUCAUCUGCUGCUGAAGGUACUACUACUACUACUACUACUACUACUCCUAAACCAGCUGAUCCUGCUCGCCAAAAGAAGAUUAGUUCAGCAGCUACCAAAAAGGUACCUACUACCACAGCUACAACUGGUUCACAUGUAUCCAAGGCUUUUACUACUUCCAAGCCUGCUAAUGCUACUGCUGCUGCUACUACUACUGCUUUAGGUGUCAAGAAACCCAGCACUACCGCCACUGGCACCAAGACUACUGGAGGUGUACGUCGUAUAUCACCUCCAACAUCUACUACUGCAUCUAAAAAGGCGGAUGGAACCGCUGUUAAACGUACUACAGGAACAACAGGUACCCGUGCAGCAGCUUCUGGACUCCCAUCUUCUGCCAAUCCUGGUAAAACUAGUACGAGAAAGGAAACUUUGUCAACUGGAUCCAAACUCAAGAAGACCGCACCCACACCAAAGAAGCCAUCAGCAGCCACUUUGACCACACCCAAGAAGAUCAAGAAGGCUGAUACUGCUGUAGAAUCUCCCACUGCUUCUUCUGCUUCAAAGGCUUCUUCCGAGUCAUCUCAUGGUGCAGAUCAUCAUGACUCUGCUGACAUGGAGGCAUCCGCAACUCCUUCAUCGGUUCCUGCUUCCUCAAGUCAUCCUGACGAAGCUGUAGAAACCACCAAAUCAGAGCAUGUUGCCAACGAUACUAACGAGGCAGAGGCCAACGCUGUUCUAGACAGCACCAGCAACGAGAACGACAGCACCAAUCAUGGCGGUGUAGAUCAAGAAUCAAUAAAUGAAAGUGAAAUUGGAUCUGAUGUCAUUACUUCUUCUCAGGAUGUAACAGAAAUCGAGAAGAAGGCAACAGAAAAGCAAGACGAUAUCAUUGUUGAUUUGCCCAAACAGGAAACCAAUAAUGAGCAAGACGUAGAGAGUGCCGAGAUUGGUGCCAAAGAGCAGGAGCAAGAAGUAGAGAGCGUCGAGAUUGGUGCCAAAGAGCAAGAGCAAGACAAGGUGCUCAUUAUUGAACCUUCUGCAAACCAAGCAUCUGAUGCUGAAGUCGCUGCCAUUACUGCCAACAACAACAACAACAACAACCACACUACGCCAGUUGUUGCCAUCACGAGCAACAAACCUCAAAUGGCAUCUCUUCGUAGUCGAUUUGAAAACCUCAAUAACAACAGUACUAAUAACACACUCAAUCAUAAUCAAUUACAGACCACUUCGUCCAAGGAGAUCCGUUCCAAAUCACCAAAUCGUAUCUCUGAUAUGAUCAAUCGUUUCCAAUAA